Molecule: messenger RNA, 1944 nt
Organism: Guyanagaster necrorhizus
Lineage: Eukaryota; Fungi; Basidiomycota; Agaricomycetes; Agaricales; Physalacriaceae
Product: NGP1NT-domain-containing protein
Exons: 7
Coding region: 1-1944 (647 amino acids)
Cellular component (GO): nucleolus
Molecular function (GO): GTP binding
Source: RefSeq, a predicted model, not a curated record
AUGGCACCCAAAAAAAAGACAGGUUCAGCGUCCAAGACAAGAUCUUCCACUUCGUCCUCCAAAAUCACCCUAGCCAAAGUCAAAGGUGAAAAUUUUUAUCGAAAUGCGAAACAGGCGGCACGCCUCAAGAUGCUCAAUGGCGGCAAGCCCGUACGAGACAAGGACGGAAAGAUCAUCCAAGCCGCCGCUUUCCAGAAGGGCGAAGAUGAAACAAAGCCGGGAAGAGUGCAGCCCGACAGGCGGUGGUUUGGAAAUACGAGGGUUAUAUCUCAAACUGCCCUGGACCACUUUCGUACAAGUCUUUCGUCAAAAAAAGAUGAUCCAUAUUCUGUCUUGUUGCGGCGGAACAAACUUCCUAUGGCUCUAUUAGACGAUGCCGCUAAUCCUAAUUUGCGGAAGAGAUCACACAUAGUGGAAACGGAACCAUUCAAAGAUACCUUUGGACCGAAGGCACAGAGGAAGCGACCGAGGAUCGAUGCGGGCAACUUUGAAGAGCUCAGUAAGAUUGGUGCUGCGGCAGUGGACGAAGCAGCAGUGGGAAGUGGAACUGUUAUAGAACCGCUGGCAUCCUCCAUUGCGGAGGUGCAGACGCAUGCAGACUACAAUGAGCCUAUCUACGCAAAAGGAACCUCACGGAGAAUAUACGGAGAAUUGUACAAGGUUAUCGAUUCUUCAGACGUUAUUCUACAUAUCCUCGACGCACGGGACCCUAUGGGUACGUUGUGCGAAUCUGUACUAGAAUUCAUCAAGAAGGAGAAAGCCCAUAAACAAGUCGUUCUGAUCCUAAACAAGUGCGAUUUGGUGCCCAAUUGGGUCACAGCUCGGUACAUUCAACACCUCACUCCUCGAUAUCCUACCAUCGCCUUUCACGCCUCCCCUAACCAUUCCUUCGGCAAAGGCUCCCUCAUUCAGCUUCUCCGCCAAUUCUCCCAACUGCACUCUGACAAGAAGCAGAUAUCCGUCGGUUUCAUCGGCUACCCGAAUGUAGGCAAAAGUAGCGUCAUCAACACCCUCAAAAGCGGCAAAGUAUGCAGAGUUGCACCUGUUCCAGGUGAAACCAAAGUCUGGCAAUACAUUACGCUUACGCGAAGGAUUUACUUGAUCGAUUGUCCUGGAAUUGUGCCAACGUCUGCACAUGAUAGCCAGACGUCUACCGUUUUGAAGGGCGUUGUGCGUGUAGAGGCUUUGGCGACACCGUCAGAGCACAUUCCGGCUUUGAUGGAGAGGGUGAAGCCUUUAUAUCUCUCCAGGACAUAUGGUGUCCCCCUCCCCAACGAGGAAGACCCGAAGCAAUCCUGGGAACCAGAGGUUUUCCUAGACAAACUGGCUCGUAUGAAGGGAAGACUUUUGAAGCAGGGAGAACCUGAUCUGGAUUCUGUCGCUAAAAUUGUUUUGAGUGAUUGGGUGCGGGGCAGGAUACCGUUCUUUGUUCCUCCUCCUGAACGCUCGGAGGAGCUGAACAAGGCGGAAGCAAAGAAGAGGAAGGGUAAAGGCAAGGCCGUAGAGGCAGAGGACGGCGUUGUUCCUGGGGUGAAGCAGAAUUUGGGUUCGAUCAUGCAGAAGAAUUCAUUCUUGGCAGAAGACGUCAUGGUUCUUGGGCCAGAGGAUGUAAGUGAGGAUGGUGUAGAAACUGUUGAUGAAGGCAGCGAAAAUGCAGAGGAGGAGCCGAAGGGCGAAGCUGAAGAAGAGGAUGAUCUUACCUGGGAUGAUGUCUUUGAAGGUAUCAAGGAAUCCUCAGAGGAUGAAACAGAACCUGAAGUUCCAGCAUCUGUACAAAAUAAAGAGCCUCCUAUGCCCAAGAAGGAGACCCGCAUGAAGACAAAUAAACACAAGGCCACGAAUUUCUAUUCAAAUGCGAAUGUCAAAAAUAAAAACCGUGAAAAGGCCGCGCUGCUCCGGUCCCUGCCUGUUGGCAAGAAGGCUUCUGUCAAUCGUCGAAGAUGA